This is a messenger RNA of Pieris napi, 2803 nucleotides long. RefSeq lists its product as uncharacterized. The transcript is spliced from 5 exons. The record is from RefSeq and is a predicted model, not a curated record. NCBI's taxonomy places the organism in Eukaryota, Metazoa, Arthropoda, Insecta, Lepidoptera, Pieridae. The coding region runs from base 181 to 1899 and encodes 572 amino acids.
GGUAAUCGGUCCUAUCAAAUGUAAACAUUUGAAUUUUAAAUUUUCAACUUAAAGACUUAUAGUGCCUUUUUAGUUCAUCACAGUUCCCACCACUGAGUACAGUAAUAAUAAUUUAAAAACUACUUUCGCUCUGUACAAGUAGAAUAAAAGUUAAGACAAGUCUUUUAGAACGACAUUCCAAUGGAAUCUGAAAGUAUCCUAAAAGAAUUAAAUGAACUAUUACCAACAUCUAUUAUUCAGGAAGUCGCCUGUUUUUGUUUUUAUGAUGAUCAUCCCAAAGAUUCCCGAAAAAUCGAUAUCGUUGUAUGUACAAAACGUGGAGAAGUUAUGGAGUUUCAUCAAAGAGAACUUGUCUCUUCUCUUUUGUUAGAAAACACAUCGGACAUCAUCGAUAUAAUUAUUCUCCGUAAUGAAAGUUGUGAUUUAUUUUAUUUCGUACAUACCAAUUCCCAAAUAAUAGUUUUAUCUGUGAAAGAAGAAAUGAGCAUACAUAUUUUAAUAAGUAAUGUAGAAAGAUAUGAAUUUCUUGACAUUGAUUUCUCUGGCUUGCCAUGUCUUAAGGUCAUACGAAAAGAAGAUGCUGUGCCAUUUAUAUAUGACUGUAACUUUAAGCUUCUUGGACCUGUUAAAGUCCCAAAACUAGAAUUUGAAACUUUUCCUAUAAUGUCACAACUUGCAAGAAAGCUUACUGAAGCUAAAUACAAUGUCAAACAGAAUCAAGCUACUCUAGACGAGUAUAUCAAAAUUAAACAAACUGCAGCUUAUUGCUUGUAUGAAAGAAAUAGUCCAAACACUGAUGAAUCCUUCUUUACAUUAGGUUCAACCUCUAUAUCGAAGGUGUUAAGUAUACGAACACAAAAACCAUUGGUCAAGGGUUGCAAUAAAAAAAUUACUGUUAUUGUUAACAUAAAAAAUGAAAAUAAUGUACCCAUAGAGAAUAUACACAUCCUCUUUCAUGGUAUAGACAACAAAACCAUUACAUACACAACAAAAGUCUAUGAAGACUCGAGCACAAUUUGGAAAGAAGUAACAAAUACAAUAAAGAGUAAUCAAGAAUGUUUUGUUGUUGCUGUAUUAGACAUGAGAGAAUUAAAAUAUAGUAUGUCUAGUAAAAUUGAAUUUGAAGCAGUGUUGUCAUUUACAAAACUUGGUAGUAGUUAUGUGUUGCCAUUAGAAAAUGUUUCAAUAUCUGUUAUGGAGACAAUGGAGGAGGGUUUCGAAUUGCUAAUGAGCAAUGAAGAUAGCAAAUUGAAAGUAUUAGGGCUAAUGGCUACUUCUGAGAAAAUGGAGCUUAUUUUAAGACAUGUAGAUAUGGAAGAUCCCGGUGUAAAUAUUCUAGAAAUUCUUAGUAAAAACUUAAAUAUGGAAGCCCUAGAUAACGUGGAUAAUAUCUUAAUCCACAAGAAAUCUCCUACUCAUAUACUUCAUGGCUUGACAUUAGUGCUGAUGGAAGAUAAUAAGAUGGGUAGUUUUAAAGUAGAUGUUUAUUCAAGGUCAACCGCACAAGUACUGGCAUUCAUCCUCUACAUGUAUGACAGAAUUCCACACAGAAUAAUGGUAACACUGCCAGACCACAUUGUAUCUGCUAAAACCAGUGAUUUAGCCCGUUUCAAUAGCAACACUGAAAUGUUAAUUGAUACCAAAAACUAUGCGUCAAGCCUAUUGAAUAUAUCCAAACAAGUAUUAGAAUAUUUCGAUGAGUGUAUGAUUAAAAUGAAUAAUAGUACAGAACCAGAGAUAAAAGCUCAAAUUGGGAAACAAAUUCGUUUUUUGUCUGUGGGGUUGCCAGAGUUUUUGAAGUUCCGAAACAAAGUUUUAGAAGAAAGUUCGAAUGGAGUCCAGACAAUAAAAAUAGAGACAUUUUCUGAAGAUAUGUCAGUUGAGUCUUUAGAUUUAUAAAAUGGUGAAAAAUUAAAUUGGGCUACUUAGUUUAAAAGGUUAUUGGUACUUAAAGUGCCAUAUAUAGUGAGUAAGAAAUGUGAUAUUAAAUUUCCUUAUAUAAAAAUUGUUACAAAUUCUAACAAACAAUUAUAGAGAUUAAAGUAUUAGACAAACGGUCAAUUUUAGCGCUAAGUAUCGAUUCUGCAUCUGAAACAAAACUUUAUCGACUUUAAUAUCGCAGAAUCGUGUCUAUCGUCUUGUAAUAGUCUCAAAAAACAGUGAAAUUAUUAGCGUUAUUACUUAAUUCUAAUAUUUGUUUUAUUCGGUAAGGGUAAAACAUCAUUCGUGGUAUCAAAAUUACUAUAAAAACCCCACAAUCAUUGUAUACAAGGAUUGUGAUAAGUUUCCAAUGAUAGAAUAUAGAUGGCGUUGUUAAGAAUGUUCUGUUUUAUCCGUAAUUUAAAGUCAUCAUGUUUAUAUUACACUUGCUAAGGAAAUACAUCAUCACUGGAUGAGGCAGACGUCGACGCCGAGAUGAUGAUUCUCUUUUUGGCUCAUUACAAAUAGUUUUUAUAUUUGCGCUUCGAUACUGGCCACAUAUAUUUGAAUAAAAAAGGAACUGGUACAGGCCAUAAUUAUUUGUUGUUAUUGUGUGUAUAUUAAUUGUGUUAUUUUUUCAUAUUUUUUUUUUGUUAUUUCGAUUUUAACUUUUCUCAAUGUUGUAUAAAAUACACAGGCCACAGGUGUUAGUCGCUGUGAAAUUAUAAACACAUCAUUCGUAUAAUUAGAUAGGCAUUAUUAGAUUUGUUUACAAUCAGUUCUUGUUUUACAUCAUAGAUGGCGCUAGUUAGUUUGCAUGCAUUGAUAAAGAUUACUGUGAUAGAAAUAAAAAACUAUUGAAAAUAAAAUUAUUUUAAUUACA